AAUGAAAGCACAACGUCACGUGAAAUCAGGACAGACUGCGAUUCAACAGACGGGAGGGGUAUUUUCCGAGGGGCUCGUGAAGGCGGCAUCAGUCUCCUGGAUCCUGGGUGUGUGCAGGCAGUUCAAUCUAGAGACUGAGGGAGAAAGCACCAGGAAUAUCUCAACGUGAGUCCAGCUGAACCUGUCAUCUGUCACCUUGUUUGAAAACGUAUUCUCCUUCUCCACCGGACGGACCGAGAAUGGGAAACUAUCCGAGCUAGUUUCUGAAGGGGACACACAUUCAGGGGGAGCUGUGCUAAAACUGUCAGGUUGAGCCUUCAGGCACACCAUUUACCUCCAGAGAAGGAACCGGAGCACAGUGGAGAUGCAGACCUUCCUGAAAGGCCGGAGAGUCGGCUACUGGCUCAGCGAGAAGAAGAUGAAGAAGCUGAAUUUCCAGGCCUUUGCUGAUUUGUGCAGGAAAAGAGGAAUAGAAGUUGUUCAGCUGGACCUCAGCCAGCCUCUGGAGGAGCAGGGUCCCCUGGACGUAAUCAUCCACAAACUGACUGACCUCAUCCUGGAGGCUGACCAGAAUGAUUCACAGGCUGUUCUACUGGUGCAAAGAGUACAGGACUACAUUGAUGCCCACCCUGAGACCAUCGUCCUGGACCCCCUUCCAGCCAUCCGAACUCUGCUGGACCGCUGCAAGUCCUACCAGCUCAUCCACAGGAUAGAGAGCUGUAUGCAAGAUGAAAGGAUUUGCUCUCCUCCGUUCAUGGUCCUGAACACGGAGUGCAGCCCAGAUGUGCUGGAGCAGAUCAAGAGGCAAGGACUCACAUUCCCCUUCAUUUGCAAAACACGGGUUGCUCAUGGAACCAACUCCCACGAGAUGGCCAUUAUCUUCAGUGAAGAGGACCUAAAGGACGUAAAGCCUCCUUGUGUGAUCCAGAGCUUCAUCAACCACAACGCAGUGCUCUACAAGGUGUUUGUGGUGGGGGACUCCUACACCGUGGUGGAGAGACCUUCACUGAAGAACUUCCCUGCUGGACCUGCAGACAGGAAAGCAAUUUUCUUCAACAGCCACAAUGUUUCCAAACCAGAGUCGUCCUCAGACUUGACCACGAGAGAGAAUGUAGAGGGAGUGUCUCAACCACCCAGUGAUGAUGUCAUCAGAGAGUUGUCCAGGUCAUUGCGGCAGGCGCUGGGCGUGUCCCUGUUUGGCAUCGACGUUAUCAUCAACAACCAAACAGGCCAACAUGCCGUCAUCGACAUCAAUGCAUUCCCUGGUUAUGAAGGCGUCCCAGAGUUUUUCAAUUACCUCCUGAACCACAUCACCAGCGUGCUUCAGAGCCACAACCCAGACUUCGCCCCUGCCAGCGAGCAGCCCAAAAGCCUGCCGGUGAGCACCACGGUACCGAACGCCGCCAUGCCAGCCCCGGGCUGUUGCAGCAUGCUGGGAAAAGAGGCCAGCGGCAGCCCAUGGAUCGUAGAGGGCGACGGAGGGCUGAAGGGUCCCCGUCAGAGACUGGGCUGCAACUCGGCCAUGUCCCCCAACUUCCAGCAGCACUGUGUCUCCACAAUAGCUACCAAGGCUUCCUCCCAGUGACUGAUCCCCUGCCCCCCCUCCGUUUGAUCCCUGAACAAAAAAAAAACGGAUGACAAUGGUGACAAUAAUAAUGAAUAAUAAUCAUAAUAAUUAUGAUGUUAAUGAUGAUAAUAUAUCUAAUCAAAAAACAAACCUUUUCCUAUAUAGUUAUUGAAAAAGAUGGUGAUUGAGUGUAAGCUUUUUUCUCUCUGCCUUUUUGUAUUUUUCGUUUCAUUUAAUGAGACUUAACAGUACUGUAAUGUGAACUUUUGGGAACUUUUGCCUAAUAGCUGAUUUUAUUUUUCUCUCUUGUGUGAGUUCUCUGUAAUGAAAGGGUCCAGAUGAGGUAGCUAAUGGGAAAGGCUGAAUCAGGACUGAAAGAUGUGCCACUAGACAUGCAAUGUAUGACCCCUUGUAUCUCACACAUGCAUUCACACACACACACACACGCGCGGUUCCACUAUGCGACGGACCGUGCCUGAGAUGUGUGUGUCUGCAUUCUGGUCAAUACCACUGACUCCUCUGCACGAAGUGCGGGGGAGAAAAGGUGACUGGGCAUUUGAACACUACUCCACAGCUCCCGGGCUGCUAUGUGACUGGCCAACUGACGGCGGAGGACAUAAUAAAGAUAGUUUUGGGUUUUGUUAGUUUGAACAAACAGGUAUGCAGUUUACUUUUCCGAGUGCCAUCAAAUUUACGUCGAGGGUAGGAAGGACGCCUGCAGAAAGAUAUUCUUCAAAGUUUCACAAGAAGAAAGUCUCCAUAACCAUGUGACCAAGUUUUUCUUUUUUUAUGAUUGUUGCAUCAAUGAUUUUAGGUCUUUGAGUGUUUUACUGUGUGUCAGAUGCCGGAUGUUAGGUGUUCAACAAACAAACAGCGUCCUUGUUAGAGUCCCAGUUUGAGUCGCUGCGGUGCAGGAAGACGAGGAUCACAUUCCCCUUCGUGUUUGUGGAUGUUUUCAGAGAAUUCCAUGAUUUCUUUUCUUUUUUUAUUCCAGUGGGAUCUUGUGAGAUUUCUCCACAUGUCUUCAAUGCUUGUAUCUGUAAUGUGAGCAAACUACUCUGCUGAGGCUAACUUGACCUAUCAACAGACUUGGGGCUGCUGUUUUAAUCAAACAAUUAACUAUUCCACCAAAAAGUAAGGUAACAUGUGUUUGAAUAUCCACCAAUUGGGUAUCAAUUAUGUUGAUAUCAUUAAAUGACAACAGUUCCAGAUGAUUGAGGAAUUUGUUCGGCUUCAUUUGAUUUAGUUUCACUCUAACAGCGAAACGUAGUAAACGAAACCUUCAGUCGAGCUUCAAGCUGAAAUCCUCCGACCUGUCUUCUGUUCCAGCUGCUGUAUUUGUCACAUGUUAAAAUCAUUUGGAGGGGAAGUGGUGGGGGAGACGGUCCAGCUCUUGUUCCCAGUGUUCACUGUGAGACUUUUUUACUCCAAUUUUGUUAAUAUCUUUGUCCUGAUAUCUACUAAGAGCAACUUUAUUUUAUUGAGAUUUUAUGGGGAAAAAAUGUUUUAUAUAAAUUAAAUGAAAGCACGGGGGAUGUUUUUGAACAAACAGUGGAUAUUUACUAGAGGUAUAAGUACAAUGCUGGGUCUGGUUGUACAGGUGGUGUCAAAGGGACACAUGGUUGUGGUUGAUGCUGUUGUCUCCCUCUAGCAUCUAGUGGGAAGGAGUGCCAACCUGCAGAUAUUUGCAUUCCUCUGAGCCUGCUUCUUCUUCUCUUGUCCCAGAGAGCUCCUCCUCGCUGUUUCAUAUCCUCCAUCAGUAGCCGAGGGAACUGACUGUCCUCUUGCUCGCUCUGUGACCGUAAAUAAUAGUGUCAGCACAGCCAUCUCACCAGCACCUCUCUGGGACAAAAGAAUACCAAUGAUGCUCUGAAAGUUGGUCUUCAGUAGACGCAACAUUUCCACAACGUGGUUAGUAUUCAGUUUGAAUCUCCCAAGAUGUAAGUGUGAUGAAGCAACAAUAAAUUCAGUAUGUAAAGCAGCAGGUUCAGGGGAACUCACUCCCCCCCCCCAGGUUCCUCCUCUAGAAAAAGGGGCAAAGUUUUUGGGUGUGUCCCUGUUAAAGCUGGAAAGGCUGAUAUCUGUGUACACCACUAUAUUGUGUGUCCUAUGUUGUGCUCCUUAUCAUGCUUCUAAAUGGGAAAUAAAUGGUUAAUCCUACCCUUUGUCAUUACUGCAACCCAGACGAUGUCAUCAUGCUCCCAGUUUCCACCUGAAUGUUUACCUGUUGGGUGUCUUGUACAGUACGUGUAUAUGCCUAGGCUUACAUCCGUACAGUAUGUUUUGUAUCAGUUCUGUAAUUGAGGAAUCCACAAUUUUGUGAUUUUUUUUUUAAUUAAAUGGCCAAACCAACAGGAUGAAAUAAACAUGUGAAACAUC
Molecule: messenger RNA, 3946 nt
Organism: Cottoperca gobio
Lineage: Eukaryota; Metazoa; Chordata; Actinopteri; Perciformes; Bovichtidae
Gene: itpk1b
Product: inositol-tetrakisphosphate 1-kinase b
Exons: 11
Coding region: 365-1585 (406 amino acids)
Biological process (GO): inositol trisphosphate metabolic process
Cellular component (GO): cytoplasm
Molecular function (GO): inositol-3,4,5,6-tetrakisphosphate 1-kinase activity; inositol-1,3,4-trisphosphate 5-kinase activity; ATP binding
Source: RefSeq, a predicted model, not a curated record